Knipowitschia caucasica is the source of this 210-nucleotide messenger RNA. Lineage: Eukaryota; Metazoa; Chordata; Actinopteri; Gobiiformes; Gobiidae. The record is from the annotation of a GenBank genome assembly.
AUGGAGGUGCUUUCAGAGGAGUGGGUGGGGCUACAGAGGAGGGGGUGGGGCUACAGAGGAGGGGGUGGGGCUACAGAGGAGGGGGUGGGGCUACAGAGGAGGGGGUGGGGCUACAGAGGAGGGGGUGGGGCUACAGAGGAGGGGGUGGGGCUACAGAGGAGGGGGUGGGGCUACAGAGGAGGGGGGUGCUUCGGUUUCCCCUACCACUAA